This is a messenger RNA of Temnothorax curvispinosus, 583 nucleotides long. RefSeq lists its product as uncharacterized. The coding region runs from base 1 to 411 and encodes 136 amino acids. The transcript is spliced from 2 exons. NCBI's taxonomy places the organism in Eukaryota, Metazoa, Arthropoda, Insecta, Hymenoptera, Formicidae. The record is from RefSeq and is a predicted model, not a curated record.
AUGGGCCAAGCAUUACACUGCUGUGCUUGCAAAGAAGUUUUGAGUUUAGAUAAUAUAAAUAAUGAAGUGCGCAAAGGACUUUUCUCAAUACUUCAUAUUAAGUGCCAUAAAUGUGGAAUUCAAAAUGAGGUUAACACUGGCAAGAAAGUUGACUUAGAUGGCCACUGUUACACAAAUGUGAAUCUUCAAGCUGUCCUUGGUGCGAUGCACUCUGGUCUUGGAUGUACUGGUUUGAACAAAAUUCUUGCAUGCCUCAAUAUUCCAGUCAUAACAAUGGAUAUGUUCAAAAGAUAUGAAAGAAAAGUCGGAUUAGCCAUCGAAAAAGCAGCUGUAGAAAGUUGCCAAAAAGCAGCGUUAGAAGAAAGGCACCUUGUGAUAAAGAACACUCAAGAGCUUUGUGAUAAUUUGUAAGAAUUAUCAUUUUUUUUGUAUGAGAAUAUUUGUAAAUUUUAUAUGCACAUUUUUGAAUAUUCUUUUGGUUAAUUGAAUUAUAUAUUUAUACUGAAUUGUAGCUGCGAUUUAACUUUUCAAUUGUAUAUUGAAUUGUAUAUUAUUGCUUAAUUUAUAAUACAUCAAUAAUGGA